Olea europaea var. sylvestris is the source of this 784-nucleotide messenger RNA. RefSeq lists its product as uncharacterized. The coding region runs from base 118 to 555 and encodes 145 amino acids. The transcript is spliced from 4 exons. Lineage: Eukaryota; Viridiplantae; Streptophyta; Magnoliopsida; Lamiales; Oleaceae. The record is from RefSeq and is a predicted model, not a curated record. Gene Ontology annotation, molecular function: proton transmembrane transporter activity. Gene Ontology annotation, biological process: proton motive force-driven ATP synthesis.
AGUUGGCCCAAUAGAAAUUCAUCAAAGUUCUCUCUCCAUCUUCUCCCUCCCCUUAAAAAGUAACAGCUUCUCGUCCAUCUGCCAUUCGUUCAAUCCACCCACAUAGGAAAGGAGUUGAUGGCAGCCAAGUUACAGCAGUUGCAAACCAAGGCUGUCCAGGCCUCACAAUUUGUAGCCAAGAAUGGAACUUCCUACUACAAGCAGUUGUUGGAGCAGAACAAACAAUACAUUCAGGAGCCGCCUACUGUGGAAAAAUGUAAUGAAUUGGCCAAGAAGCUGUUCUACACUCGUCUUGCAAGUAGGGAAGAGUGGCUGGUAGAGACCAUCUACAUUACCUGGAAGUGGAAUGAACUUGUGUGUUUCGAAGUCAUUCCUGGUCGAACUGAGUCAUUCUGGAAGGAACUCGAUUAUGUCAAGAACGCCUGGAAGCACAGACAGGAGCUGAAGGUUGAAGAUGCCGGCAUUGCUGCACUGUUCGGCCUUGAGUGCUUUGCAUGGUUUUGUGCUGGCGAGAUUGUGGGAAGGGGAUUUACUUUCACUGGUUACUAUCCUUGAAACAUCCAUUUUGGUAAAAUUGAAAAAUGUUUGGCCAAUUGGUCAUUGAUCUUCUUCUUUUGACAGUUUUUGAAGCUGAAAAAUCAGUGAUUAAUACUUCAUUGUCUCAAUAAUCAGCAUAUCAACAUUUAAAUUUCUUUGGUAGAGUGGCUCAGAGUUGAUCUUUGUGACAGAAUUGUGAUUCCAGUUUCAGGGAUUUUGCUGCUUGUGAUGAAUGCAAGUUUUUACC